Messenger RNA from Dacryopinax primogenitus, 622 nucleotides. RefSeq lists its product as uncharacterized. The record is from RefSeq and is a predicted model, not a curated record. Lineage: Eukaryota; Fungi; Basidiomycota; Dacrymycetes; Dacrymycetales; Dacrymycetaceae. The transcript has 3 exons. Bases 311 to 601 code for a protein of 96 amino acids.
GUAUGAUCCCGGAAUUAUCGACUUUCUUUAUGACGAGGUACCACUCUAAGAAAGCUUUGAGGGGACACUCGAUUCUCAGUUUGACUAGAGAGGGGUGAGGACGUGCAAGUCGGUGAGGUAGCAUGUGGUUCCCACGUAGCUGUAAUGGGGCUCGUUCGUCAUGUGUCCAGUGUAAGUGAGGAGUGAGGGGCAUCAGAGUAUCCCAGGGAGCGGGGAGAAUCACUGGACGAGUACUCCCGAAGAUUCCUGGAACCGGUCCUGGAGGAACUGGUGUGCGUAUUGCUCUUUUGCUUGCCGGUCUUCAGCGAAAAUGUCUCCUCAACCCAAAAGAGGAUCCUCAACGUCGCUGGCGCAAGCAUAUGAUACCUCCAGGCUAAAUACCCCUCUCUUCCUACGUACGUCCGGUAGUCGCUGUUGCGGGACGCUAUGCUCGAUCGCUUCUCAUGUCACACUGCGCCUCACUAAACACCCCGAUCAGUCUGGCCCGCGCCUACAUCAGUGGCAGGGAAAAAGUAUUCGAGGGAGGCGGAACGUCUCGGAUGCGUCGGACAGGUUGACACCGCGUACCUUGAAGACGACGUUGUACGAGUCGACGAAGUAGGUUUCGUAGGCGCCUUGGAUG